Molecule: messenger RNA, 831 nt
Organism: Hevea brasiliensis (rubber tree)
Lineage: Eukaryota; Viridiplantae; Streptophyta; Magnoliopsida; Malpighiales; Euphorbiaceae
Exons: 1
Coding region: 282-692 (136 amino acids)
Source: RefSeq, a predicted model, not a curated record
UGGGAGCGGGAUGAACUUGUUCCAAUUACCAAGGAGGUUAUCACUGUGGAAACCUUGGUAAGGGCAAUUUGGGAAGACAUAAAAAAUUAUGCAGGAAAAGGCAAAAUCAUUUUGUUCCCAUCUAUCAACUUUUCACCACCAAAAAUUGAACACCAAGCAAUGACCACUUACCAGGACCUUAUAAAUGCCAGCCCUAAGCACCCAACAAGUUUCAUUCAGAACUACUACUACUACUACUACUUUAGCUUCAAGUCAAACCCUUGUAUGCAAAGCAGCUAAACAUGACUCCCAAGGCUUCUUUCUUUCUUUUCUCUGUUUUAGCACUUCUCUUUGCUGCAAGAGCUCAAGAGAGAGCUCCUCAUGGCCUGGUUUUUGAGAGUCCAGUGGCUUUUUCACCCUCAGCAGUUGAAUUUUUCCAUCCAAAAACACAAGAACCCAACACAGAGAAACCCUGUGCAGGACCAUCUGCUUGUUCACCAUUGCCUCUCGCAGCUGAAGUGGAAUAUUCUCGAACUCAGGAAACCAAAGUAUCAUCAUCCCAGAAAGGUGGGAGCCACCUAGGUGCCAGUAGCAUUGCCGGCAUUGUGCUCGGUUUGGCAUUUGCAGUGCUUCUAGCAAUGGCGGGUUUCUAUGUAUUCAUCACACGUAAAGCUAAUCUGAAUCGAGACAACUCUGUUCAACCUGAUGCUUGAUGGGGUUACUACAGUAGGCUUGAUGAUUUUGACAGUUUUCCCCCCUAUGGCUCCAGCUAGUCUGUCUUGCUAGUCAUUCUCUUACAUAUAAUCUAAUGUGUUCUAAUUUUCGAUCUGGAAUGUAUCUAUGGUUUCAUUA